CUAAAUUUCACCGUAUAUGUAUCGAAAACCGAGGAGUCCGAAAACGAUUCCUUCCUGAAAAAGUUUUGAAAGUUCGAAUUUACCGGGCUCCUCUCUCUCUUUCUCCUCUGCAAUUCUAUCUCUGAAUCGUAUGACCUUGUGUCGUAUUUCCGCCUCUGCAAUUCUAUCUCUGAAUCGCAUGACCCUGUGUCGUUUAUUCGCCCCAUCUUAUCGAGUUCGUGUAUCUUGUUACUCAGUUGGGAACAGAGCAAUGAGUUGUUCCAGGAGCAGUGAGCUUAUGAGUGUCUCGCCUCCCCUUCAGCCCCAAAAAUCUGCAGAUUCUGCUUCUUCUUCAUCUGGUCCCAAAAUUGGUGGGUGCCUAGAAAAUGAGUCUUCGGAUGAUUGGAACAGCCAUGAAAAAUGGUUUUCUCUAAGAAACCCCCAAAUCCAAGAUGACUACAGGGCAUAUCCAAUGCCAACUCCAGGAAGAAUUUUUUCUCCUAAGAGAGUUGUGAAUAAUGAUUUGCAUAAUGAGACGUCCCCUUCUUUCCGCCCAUUUAACAUUUGCUAUCCUGAGAUGAGAAUUUCUGGACGAGGUACUCCAGUUAAAUUGAAUGCUUCUUUAUUUACUCAAAAUAAGCAGAAAAGAAUGGAAAAUGAGUGUUUGAAGAAUGGUAUCGAAUGGCAUAAACUGGGACCUGGAAUGAUCCUUUUGAAGAGUUUUCUUGGUCAUGAUAAUCAGAUAGAAAUAGUAAGAAUAUGCCAAAAGCUUGGUGCAGGUCCAGGGGGUUUUUACCAACCUGGUUAUAGUGAUGGAGCAAAACUACGAUUGAAAAUGAUGUGCUUGGGUAAGAAUUGGAACCCUCAGACAUCCGCAUAUGAGGAUACAUGUUUUGAUGGUUCAAAACCACCUGACAUUCCUAAUAAAUUCAAGGACCUGGUACUGAGAGCUAUUACAAGUUCUCAUGAGUUACUAAAACAAGAAAACAGGUUUGCUGAUGUGAAGAAGAUCCUACCCUCCAUGACACCUGAUCUUUGUAUUGUCAACUUCUAUAGAAAUACUGGGUGUCUUGGCCUCCAUCAAGAUAAAGACGAGAGCAAGGAAAGUAUUGGUAGAGGUUUACCGGUUGUGUCAUUUUCGAUUGGUGAUUCGGGUGACUUUUUGUAUGGAAAGAAAAGAGAUGAGAAGAAGGCCAGCCGAAUUAAAUUGGAAUCAGGUGAUGUGUUGAUAUUUGGGGGUAAAUCAAGGGAUGUGUUUCAUGGGGUUCCAUGUAUUCAUCGGGAUACAAUGCCGAACUGGCUUCGCGAUGAGUCGAGGUUGUUUCCUGGUCGGCUGAAUCUGACUUUUAGAAAGUACUAGCGAGAGGUUUCUGAAUUUCUUUGUUCUCAAUUUAAAAUGUGGAAGCUCAUUUUGGGAGCCUUUUUUUGGAUUAUUGCCACAAUAUAGGUUUUAUCCUGCAUUUUGGAUUAAUGGCUGUUCAUUAGCUUGAUGAAAUGGCUAUUGUUGAUAACUCGAUGUAGAAAUGGAAAGAGAUGUAAACUUAACGAUAACUCGCUGUAGAAGUGGAAAGAGAUGUAAACUUUUUGUAGAGGCUUUUGGAAAUGAAAAUCAGGAUUUUCUUUUGCAUUA
Messenger RNA from Amborella trichopoda, 1609 nucleotides. Its product is annotated as DNA N(6)-methyladenine demethylase ALKBH1C. Lineage: Eukaryota; Viridiplantae; Streptophyta; Magnoliopsida; Amborellales; Amborellaceae. Gene Ontology annotation, molecular function: broad specificity oxidative DNA demethylase activity; oxidative RNA demethylase activity; ferrous iron binding. Gene Ontology annotation, biological process: oxidative RNA demethylation. Gene Ontology annotation, cellular component: cytoplasm. The record is from RefSeq and is a predicted model, not a curated record.